This is a messenger RNA of Gavialis gangeticus (Gharial), 6551 nucleotides long. It is a transcript of the gene ALK, whose product is annotated as anaplastic lymphoma receptor tyrosine kinase. The transcript has 28 exons. Lineage: Eukaryota; Metazoa; Chordata; Crocodylia; Gavialidae. Gene Ontology annotation, biological process: cell surface receptor protein tyrosine kinase signaling pathway; regulation of neuron differentiation; regulation of cell population proliferation. Gene Ontology annotation, molecular function: ATP binding; transmembrane receptor protein tyrosine kinase activity; protein binding. Bases 166 to 4272 code for a protein of 1368 amino acids. Gene Ontology annotation, cellular component: signaling receptor complex; membrane. The record is from RefSeq and is a predicted model, not a curated record.
UGGCACAGAGGCAGUAUAAACAAUUCCAUAUCGUGCCUGGCAAUAGUGCCUUCAAGCAUGUUCCUCAUGAGACUUCCUGCCAACUGUCUCCUUCACCAGAAGCAGUAUAGCUAUGUUGGGAUAAUUAGCACUAGAAUGAAAGCCAACUAGCCCACCUGAAGACCUAUGUGGACUCCCCUAUGCAUCUGGGUUGGGAGGCAACUGGAUCAAUAUGGCAUGCUUGAAGGUGCUGCUACUGGAGAAGGUCUGAACACUUUGGAAUCCCCAACAAAUAGUCCUCCUCUUCCUUCUGAUCAUUCUGCUUGGAAUCUCACCUGGGUCAUGAAAGACUCUUCCCCUUUCUCCCAUCACAGAGGGCAACACAUAUUUGACUGCAACUUUGAAUCAUCUUGUGAGCUGGAAUACUCUCUUCCAUUGAAAGAUAAGGAAAGCUACAAUGAGGCUUGGCACAGAGUGAGUGCAGCGGAGAUUUCCCAGCUAAACCUUUCCGGUGUACCAGAAAGAGAUUACUCUGAGGAUUCAUCAAGAGGUUCAUUUCUGUUCCUUGAUGCAUCAUAUAACAUCAACCCUGUCAUCCUGAGCCCCUGGCUGAGAAGCAGUAGUGAUCACUGCACCAUGCAAGUGGCUGUGUACAUGCAUCUCCAGCAAGAUGGGGAAUAUAUUGCUCGGAUCCACCCCAUUGAUGAAAGCAGCAGUGAAAUCCCAUUAAUCCCAAGUCAGGAGAAAAAUGGAUGGGUGCUGCUUCAGAAAAGAGUUGGACGUCUUGAGAAACCUUUUCGGAUCUCACUGGAAUAUGCAGCUAGUGGGAACAGAAGCUUAGCUGCUGUGGAUUCUUUUGCAAUAAAGAACUGCACUGCAGGAUCUCCUCCUGGUUCCAAAAUGGUCCUUGAAGGUUUCUUCAGCUGCUGGAAUGGAACAGUGAUCAAACUGAGGCAAGCAUGUGAUUUCAUCAGGGACUGCACAGAGGGAGAGGAUGAGGGAGACAUUUGCAAAAAGCUUCCUUCCAGUUUUUACUGUUCGUUUGAAGAAGGCGACUGUGGCUGGACGCAGGGCUCUUCUGCUUCUCACAUUCUUCCAUGGCAGAUUGGGAACCCGGAGUACGGCCGCUUUCCUUCACUAGAAGGCUGUGCGCUCUUGCUGAACACCAGCGAGGCACCUGCAGCAGAAACAACCGUCGUGACCAGUGCUGUGUUUCCAGCUCCAAUUAGAAACUCCCCCUGUGAGCUCCGAAUGUCAUGGCUCAUCCAUGGCUCCUUUCUUGGAAACAUUUCCCUGGUUCUUGUUGAGAACAAAACAGGAAAAGAACAGAGUAGGACGUUCUGGCACUUUACAAACAACGAAGGCUUCGGAAUCUGGCAGUGGAUGGUCUUAGCUCUCCCAGAUGUUUCAGACAGGUUUUGGUUUCAGAUCAUCACUUCAUGGGAGGAAGAAUCUGAUGCCAUUAUUGCUUUUGACAAUGUUUCUCUUAGCCUGGACUGUUAUCUAACAAUCAAUGGAGAGAAGACACCUCAAGAUACCCCUCCAGACUCAAGCAAUCUGCUCACCAGUAGAGGUGGCCAGAAAAAGAUUGGACUGGAGCACAAGAUCCUGGAGAACCUCUCGUUCGGCGCUCCUCCCACCUCUGGCCCCGCAGAUCAUUGGUUGUUCACGACGUGCGGUGCCAGCGGACCCUAUGGACCCACUCAGAGCCAGUGCAACAAUGCAUACAGGAACUCCAACCUCAGUGUGAUAGUGGGGGCCGAAGGGAUUCUCCAGGGAGUCCAGAUCUGGAGAGUGCCAGCCACCAACACUUACAGCAUUUCAGGCUAUGGAGCAGCUGGUGGGAAAGGAGGAAAGAAUACCAUGAUGAGAUCCCAUGGUGUGUCUGUGCUGGGGAUUUUUGAUCUGCAAAAAGAUGAUGCCCUGUACAUCCUGGUAGGACAGCAAGGAGAAGAUGCCUGCCCCAGUACAAACCAUGUUAUACAGAAAGUCUGCAUUGGAGAAAAUAAUGUGAUUGAAGAUGAGAUUCGGGUGAACAAGAGUGUCAGUGAAUGGGCAGGAGGAGGUGGAGGUGGUGGAGGAGCAACUUACAUAUUUAAGAUGGAGAAUGGAGAGCCAGUUCCCUUGCUAAUAGCGGCAGGAGGUGGUGGCAGGGCUUACAGGGCCAAAACAGACACGUUUCAUCCAGAAAGGCUGGAGAAUGAUUCUUCAGUUCCAGGUCUGAAUGGAAAUUCAGGAGCUGCAGGUGGCAAUGCGGCAGCGGAGAAUGACCCCGAGAUGGAUGGGGAGGAUGGUGUGUCCUUUAUUAAUCCAAUGGGUAUCUUAUACACCCCGGCACUGAAAGUGACAGAGGGGCAUGGAGAGGUGGAUAUUAAGUUACACCUGAACUGCAGUCAUUGUGAGCUGGAUGAGUGCCGGGUUGAUCUGGAGACUCAGAAAGUGAUUUGCUUCUGCGAGCCUGGGACAGACUUGGCUGAGGAUGGUGUCUCUUGCAUAGCAGGCCCAGGAGUUCAUCUCCCCCUCUCCUUGGUCUUGUCUGUAGUGACUUCAGCCCUGGUUGCUGCCCUCAUUCUGGCUUUUUCAGGGAUCAUGAUAGUGUAUCGCCGGAAGCACCAGGAGCUGCAAGCCAUGCAAAUGGAAUUACAGAGUCCUGAAUACAAACUCAGCAAACUGCGUACCUCCACCAUUAUGACAGACUACAAUCCCAACUAUUGUUUUGCAGGCAAGACUACCUCCAUCAGUGACCUCAAAGAGGUGCCUCGGAAAAAUAUCUCCCUCAUAAGGGGUUUGGGCCAUGGAGCCUUUGGCGAGGUAUAUGAAGGCCAGGUGAUUGGGAUGCCGAGCGACCCUAGUCCCUUGCAGGUGGCUGUGAAAACAUUGCCAGAGGUGUGCUCGGAGCAAGAUGAGCUGGAUUUCCUCAUGGAAGCUUUAAUUAUUAGCAAGUUCAACCACCAGAACAUUGUGCGCUGUAUUGGGGUGAGCUUGCAGGCACUGCCCCGCUUCAUCCUGCUGGAGCUUAUGGCUGGAGGGGACCUGAAAUCCUUCCUAAGGGAGACACGGCCCAGACCGACCCAGCCCUCUUCCCUUUGCAUGCUGGACUUGCUCCAUGUGGCUCGUGAUAUUGCUUGUGGCUGUCAGUAUCUGGAAGAAAACCAUUUCAUUCACAGGGAUAUUGCUGCCAGGAACUGUCUCCUUACUUGUCAAGGGGCUGGGAGAGUAGCUAAAAUUGGAGACUUUGGAAUGGCCCGAGACAUAUACAGGGCCAGCUAUUAUCGAAAGGGAGGCUGUGCAAUGCUGCCAGUCAAGUGGAUGCCGCCAGAGGCCUUUAUGGAAGGAGUAUUUACAUCAAAAACAGACACAUGGUCUUUUGGGGUACUGCUGUGGGAGAUAUUCUCUCUUGGAUACAUGCCCUAUCCUAGCAAAAGUAACCAGGAGGUACUUGAGUUCGUAACAAAUGGAGGAAGAAUGGAUCCACCCAAAAACUGCCCUGGCCCUGUGUAUCGUAUAAUGACCCAGUGCUGGCAGCACCAGCCUGAAGACCGACCAAAUUUUGCUAUAAUAUUGGAGAGGAUUGAAUACUGCACUCAGGACCCUGAUGUCAUCAACACUGCUUUGCCUGUGGAAUAUGGCCCAUGCAUAGAGGAGGAGGAAAAAGUCCCAAUGCGCCCAGAAGACCCUGAAGGAAUCCCUCCUCUGCUGGUCUCCCCACGCCAAGAAAGGAAGGAUGACAAGCAGGCCCUGCCUUCUCCACCCCCUCUGCCCACCACUGUUGCUCCUGGAAAGCCUUUGCUGAAGGUGGCAGCCUCUGAGCCACCCAUUCCUGCUAAAGUGCGCCCAGGCCUGGAAGGGGGCCAUAUCAGCGUGGCCUAUACACAGUCCAACCCAGCUUCUGAGCUUCACAAAGGCAGAGGGUCCCAAAACAAGCCCACCAACCUCUGGAAUCCAACCUAUGGCUCCUGGUUUGCAGGGAAGACGGGCAUCAAAAAUAAUUCCUUGCUGGAAAAAGAGGUGUCUGAGAGGGAGAAUUUGGGGCAUGAAGGAAACUGUACAGUGGGGCCCAGUGUGGUGACUGGCAGGCUACCAGGCUCCUCCCUGCUCUUAGAACCAUCCUCACUAACAGCUAGUAUUAAGGAAGUGCCUCUCUUUAGGCUCCGCCACUUCCCCUGUGGGAAUGUCAACUAUGGAUAUCAACAGCAGGACUUGCCCCUGGAGGCAUCAGCACCACCUUGUGCUAGCAACUACGAGGACUCUGUCCUUAGAAACAAGGGUCAUGUAGCCCAUCAAGGGCCUUGAGAGCACCCCAGAGCUCUUGACUUUCAUCCCACAUGGCCUGUGAGCCUUGAAGAGGUUAUCCGUGUUACCCACACACUGCAAGCAAAAGAGCAGACAGUGUUACUUCCCAUAUUGUGCCAACUGGCUCUAAAGUGCCACCCUUGGAAGCCGUGUUUUCCAAUAAACCAAGGGGCUUCAACUCGCAAGAGCCCCUGCUGCAAGGAGAGCGGAUAAUAAAUGUUCACUGCAAGGCCCAGCUUUCAGUUGCAUCAACUCAUUUGCAUGAUUGUUGUUGUGCCCUUUCCUGUGAGCUUCUUCUCAAUUGUGUGUGCUCUGCUUAAAUGUAAAGUCAUGACUCGCUGCUUGAGUGUUUCAUGUUUGGAGCUUUGCUUGCCAGACUAGUAACUAACUGCUAUGGAAUGGGACGUUUGGAAAUCUCCUCCAGAUGGCAGAGAGGCGAGGAGGGCUGGGACAAGCGUCACUCAUUCGAAACAAAUUGGACAAAGCAACUCUGGAUGGGAACACGAGUACGUUCCCAAGUUGCAUUACAGCUAGAGCACAGUCUUCAAAAGUCCUUGAAUAUGCAGUAUUUGCAGUAUCACUGGCAAGGCAGAGGAAAGAUGCCGGUCAUACUGGAUGGUUUGUGAGGGAGGUGGGAAGCUAGCUUAAUUAUAAGGGAAAGGGAUGAAAUGCAAAAAAAAGUGGGCAAUUUUUUUUCCAGAACCCAAAUCUUAUAAGGUACUGGCCGUUUAAAAUUCCUUCCAUCCAAAAAAGACCCAGAGCACCUCUUUCUACAAGAAUUUGUUGUUCAGUGGAAUUUGAAUGGGUCAGCAUUAGUUGAGAGAGAGAGAGAGAGAGAUGUAUAACAAGGCCUGACCAUCAGCAGUCACCAGUACUGCUCAAAGGUUUAAAAUACCCUAUAAAGGCCGAAGAUAGGAUGUUGUGUCCCAAUCUGGAUUCCAGAUACUGUUUGUAUUCCAAGGGGUUACAACUCGUUUCCAUAACACAGUAUUUGUAUGAUAGUUUAAAACACAAAGCUCCACUGAUCCAUUUUGAACACCUUGUGCAUGAAAUAUAGCUCAGUAAGUGUAUUGUCAAAUAUAGGCAUAGGAAAUGAAUUCAUGUGUAAAGAUGUGCAUUAAUAAUUUACAGUGUACUCACAAGGGGCUGUUUAUGCAGCAGUGCUGUCUAAAAAAUAAGUGGCUGUCUAUUUCCAUAGAAGUGGGUCUAUUGAGCAGCAGAAACAACAGGGAAGAUGUGGGCCUGGUUUCCUGAUCUGUCACCAUAAAGGAGCAGUUCAAAUGUUGGUUCUGGAUCCAGGCAGUGAGGUGAGUCCCCUUUCUUCAAAUGAAACAAGCCAGAACAUCCAGUUUGGUUUUGGGGGGGCCUCAGAAAUGAGGAACCAUAUUUGAUAAGGAUGGUCUAAGCCAUCGUCGCCAAACCAGAGGUAGGAUUAAACUCAUAUCCACCACUCUCCUCUUCCUCCCCUCCUGGUGGAAUAUGGCGCUAAAAGUUUGUGGAAGUUGAUGUUGAAAUUAUUCCACAUCAUUUUAAAAUGAGAUUUACACUAUGUUGAGCAGGUUUAUAUUAUACAAUAUAAUAAUUUGGUGGUUGCUUGUGUCGUCUUGAUCAUCUGCUGCUGGUAUGUUGUAUAUCACAGCUGUACAGAUUUCAUGGAUAUAACUAGGCCUAGACCUCAGGUCCUCUUUCACAUGAGCUGAAAGGAUAAUCUACAAGCUGUGCCAGCGUUACAGCUUACAGUCCUUUUCAUGGACCAGCCACUAGCAAGCGAUUCACUUGCAGACACUAAAACAUUCCCACUAGCCUAGGACCCUACAGACAACAUCCACAGGGCCCGCUCCCUCUUCAGGUUCCCCAGAUAGUGAGUUUUCCUAUUACUUUUGGUAACAGGAGCAUUUUGAAAAAAAAACCUCUAGGCUAUGAGUAGGGGGUCUACUGAACUUGCCACAAGAUAAAGUAAUUUUCACAGCGUGGUUGCAACACAAAGAACCAAUUUCAUGGGUAUUUCCCAGCAGCCCCACCCCUCAUUGCUGAUUGGUGGAGGGGUAUUGGCAUUGAAUUUCAUUUUGUAAAAGGUGGUGCCAAUACCUUUUCACUUCUCUGACUGGCACCUUCACAUAGCCUACGUCAUGAGCAAACAGGAACUCUCAAUCACAUCAUCUGUGGCUGCCGUGAUUGUCACAUUGUCUUUGUAUUGCAGUAAGCGUGGGACAUUUUAAAACAGUGUAUUAUAUGAAUAACAAGCUGGGGGCGGGGGGGCGGGUAGGUUGAUUUUGCAG